AUGGAUCCUCUUUAUGCCACUUCGGAAAACUCGAGCGGCAACGGGACAAACGGUUCAUUUGUGAAUGACACGGACGUGUUCUCAAACCAAUUCGUUCAGCCGGUGUGGCAGAUUGUUUUAUGGGCAAUCGCGUAUUGUUGUAUAGUUCUGGUGUCAGUUGUUGGAAAUAUCACUGUCAUUUGGAUCAUUUUGGCGCACAAGCGCAUGAGAACUGUGACCAACUACUUUCUGGUGAAUCUCGCGUUCGCUGAGGCGUCAAUGUCGGCUUUCAACACCGUUAUUAACUUUGUGUAUGCGGUGCACAACGAGUGGUACUUCGGGCUGGUUUACUGUCGAUUUCACAACUUCUUUCCAAUAGCAGCUGUCUUCGCAAGUAUUUAUUCCAUGACAGCAAUAGCCUUGGACAGGUACAUGGCUAUUAUCCACCCACUCCAGCAGCGUCUGACGUCCACGGAGACCAAGCUGGUGGUGGGGGUGAUCUGGGCCCUGGCACUGCUCCUGGCUUUCCCUCAAUACUACUUUUCCAGUACCGCUCAGCUGCCAGGACGUGUCGUCUGCUACAUCAAUUGGCCAGAAUACAGUGUGUGGGAUUUUCAAAAGAUGUAUUACAUCUGUGUGGUAGUGCUUAUCUACUUUCUGCCUUUGCUAGUCAUGGGCUGUGCUUACCUGGUGGUGGGAUGCACUCUCUGGGCCAGUGAGAUUCCUGGGGACUCUUCAGAACACUAUCGAGAGCAGCUAACGGCCAAACGAAAGGUGGUGAAGAUGAUGAUUGUUGUCGUAUGCACCUUCGCUGUUUGCUGGCUGCCCUACCAUGUCUAUUUCCUGGUGCACCAGUUUCUUCCCCACUUGUUUGAAGAACGCUACAUCCAGCAGGUGUACUUGGGAAUUAUGUGGCUUGCCAUGAGCUCCACCAUGUACAAUCCCAUCAUCUAUUGUCUUCUCAAUGACAGGUUUCGAGCUGGAUUCCAACAGGCAUUCUUCUGGUGUCCUUGCAUCCAUGAAGGCUCAUAUGAAGGUCUGGAGCUCAAGUCAACUCGCUAUCUACAGACGCAGGCCAGUAUUUACCGCACCAGCCAGAUGGAUACCACCAUUUCCACAGUGAUGCCAAUUGGCGAAGGAGAACUUCAGGAGAACCAAAAUCGAUUUUCCAUAGAUCUCAUGUCCAAUGGUUCUUCGCGAAGCGCUUCCAAGAGUGAGUCCCCCAACUUCUAUUCUAGUAACAACCUAGCUUAG
Molecule: messenger RNA, 1233 nt
Organism: Myxocyprinus asiaticus (Chinese sucker)
Lineage: Eukaryota; Metazoa; Chordata; Actinopteri; Cypriniformes; Catostomidae
Product: substance-P receptor-like
Exons: 5
Coding region: 1-1233 (410 amino acids)
Biological process (GO): G protein-coupled receptor signaling pathway; positive regulation of flagellated sperm motility
Cellular component (GO): sperm midpiece; plasma membrane
Molecular function (GO): substance P receptor activity
Source: RefSeq, a predicted model, not a curated record